CUCCCGCUCGCGCUCCCCCGGGGCAGGCUGGCCCGCACGCCUCCCACCCCCUCGCUCUGACUCCAGCUCGUGCGCACUGUCUGCUACGCACCCUCACGACUCAGCGCCCCUCCCGCUCCGCACCCCCCGCCGUUUCUUUCCCUCCGCCGCCCCCUCAUCCAUCCCUAUUAGGCUCCCCCUCCUUGACAAUCACGCUGCGCUCGGCUCUUCGCCGUCUCCUGGCUGGGAGCGAGGAGGGUCGGGAGCGCUUCACCGUUAACCUCCGCCAGCUCUUGGACCCCGGCACCCGUCUCGGGCUGCCACGUACCGUCGGCCGCGCGGCGCCCCCUCCCGCCCCCCGGCGCGCGCUCACGGCUGAGCCCACGGCAGCUCGCGGACACUUGGCACUCGGCGGAGACCUGCUCCGGGCUCGCAGCGCCAAUGGCAUCUCCCGGCUCCGGCUUUUGGUCCUUCGGCUCUGAAGAUGGCUCUGGGGUUCCCGAAAACCCCGGCACAGCGAGAGCCUGGUGUCAGGUGGCGCAGAAGUUCACGGGCGGCAUCGGGAACAAGCUCUGCGCCCUGAUCUACGGAGACGCCGAGAAGCCGGCGGAGAGCGGCGGGAGCGAGCCCCCGAGGGCCACCUCGCGGAAGACCGCCUGCACCUGCGACCAGAAGCCCUGCAGCUGCCCCAAAGCCGAUGUCAACUACGCGUUUUUGCACGCAACAGACCUGCUGCCAGCCUGUGAUGGAGAAAGGCCCACUUUGGCAUUUCUGCAAGAUGUGAUGGACAUUUUGCUUCAGUAUGUGGUGAAAAGUUUCGAUAGAUCAACCAAAGUGAUUGAUUUCCAUUACCCUAAUGAGCUUCUUCAAGAGUAUAAUUGGGAAUUGGCAGACCAACCACAAAAUUUGGAGGAAAUUUUGAUGCAUUGCCAAACAACUUUAAAAUAUGCAAUUAAAACAGGGCAUCCCAGAUAUUUCAAUCAACUCUCCACUGGCUUGGAUAUGGUUGGUUUAGCAGCAGACUGGCUGACAUCCACAGCAAAUACUAACAUGUUCACCUAUGAAAUUGCUCCAGUAUUUGUGCUUUUGGAAUAUGUCACGCUAAAGAAAAUGAGAGAAAUCAUUGGCUGGCCAGGGGGCUCUGGCGAUGGGAUAUUUUCUCCUGGUGGCGCCAUAUCUAACAUGUACGCCAUGCUCAUCGCUCGCUUUAAGAUGUUCCCAGAAGUCAAGGAGAAAGGAAUGGCUGCAGUUCCCCGGCUCAUUGCCUUCACAUCCGAGCAUAGCCACUUCUCUCUCAAGAAGGGAGCUGCAGCCUUGGGAAUUGGAACCGACAGCGUGAUUCUGAUUAAAUGUGAUGAGAGGGGAAAAAUGAUUCCAUCUGAUCUUGAAAGACGGAUCGUUGAAGUCAAACAAAAAGGAUUUGUUCCUUUCCUUGUGAGUGCAACAGCUGGUACCACCGUGUAUGGAGCGUUUGAUCCCCUCUUGGCUGUUGCUGACAUUUGCAAAAAGUAUAAGAUCUGGAUGCAUGUAGAUGCAGCAUGGGGCGGGGGUCUGCUAAUGUCCCGGAAACACAAGUGGAAACUGAGCGGCGUGGAGAGGGCCAAUUCUGUGACAUGGAAUCCGCACAAGAUGAUGGGGGUCCCGUUGCAGUGCUCUGCUCUCCUGGUCAGAGAAGAGGGACUGAUGCAGAGCUGCAACCAGAUGCAUGCCUCCUACCUCUUUCAGCAAGACAAACAUUAUGACCUGUCCUAUGACACUGGAGACAAAGCCUUACAGUGUGGACGCCACGUCGAUGUUUUUAAGUUAUGGCUAAUGUGGAGGGCAAAGGGAACUAUUGGAUUUGAAGCACAUAUUGAUAAGUGUUUGGAGCUGGCGGAGUAUUUGUACAAUAUCAUCAAAAAUCGAGAAGGCUAUGAGAUGGUGUUUGAUGGAAAGCCUCAGCAUACAAAUGUCUGUUUCUGGUAUGUGCCACCCAGUUUGCGGAUGAUGGAAGACAAUGAAGAACGAAUGAGCCGCCUCUCAAAGGUGGCUCCAGUGAUUAAAGCCAGAAUGAUGGAGUAUGGAACCACAAUGGUCAGCUAUCAGCCCCUGGCUGACAAGGUCAAUUUCUUCCGUAUGGUCAUCUCAAAUCCCGCAGCAACUCACCAAGACAUUGACUUCCUGAUUGAAGAAAUAGAACGCCUUGGACAAGAUUUAUAACUUCGUUCACUAAGUUGUUUCAAUUCUCUAGGUAGACAAUUAAGUUGUCACAAACUGUGUGAAUGUAUUUGUAGUUUGUUCCAAAGUAAAUCUAUUUCUAUAUUGUGGUGUCAAAGUAGAGUACAGUUUCAAAAUCAAGAAAACAUUGCUCCUUUUAAAAAUCCUUUCUUAAGUUUAGAAUACCUCUCUGAUAAUUAGUGACAAAAGGCUGUGUUUAAUCAAUAAGGAAAAGCUUAAAAUUGUUAUAAAUACUUCCUUUAAUUUAAUAUAGUGUGCAAAUCAAAUUUUAUUUUCCCUUUAGAGUUAUUAAGAUUGAGUAGUGCCAAAAUGCCCCUGAAUCAUCAUAGGUUCUUUGGGGUGCAGAGAAAAGGAUAAAGUAAACAUAAAAUGUAUGUUGAAAAUAAAAACUCUUGCCUUUUUCAUAGUAUUAGAAAAAAAUUUCUAAUUUACCUAUAGCAACAUUUCAAAUGUAUUUAAAUACAUAUAAUUUUACAAAAGGAAAUAUAUAUUAAAAUAAAUCCUAUUUUGUAACACAUAGAUUUUUAUUUUAUAUGGGUUAUACAAACUGCAGGGGCAGAUAUAAAAACUAAGUCAGAUUUUAUUUCUCUUUAUUUUAAUAGAGGCACAGUAAAGCACUUAGCAAAGUUAUUUUGAACUGUAGGCCCACACAAUUCUUCAAAGUUAGACUCCUUCUUUCUAGUCAUAUUAUAGCUUAUUAAAUUUAUAAGGUUAGUAUUGUAAGACAAAUAUGAAAGAAUACUGCAAAUUCUCUAAAAGGAUUGACCAGACUGAGAAUAAGAUUCUUUUCUCAUUUAAGUUCUCCAACCCAGUUGACCCUUAUUAGACCCUUCUAAUAAGCAUAACCAACCAAGUUUCAUUGUACAUGGAUGAAACUAGAAUAGAUGUCUUCAUUCUGCUAUUUAGUUCAGCCUCUUUUGAGCAGAAGGUUGAUGCAGUUUCUUGAGGCACUUUCCCAAACAGUAUUCUUUCAUUAGGUUGUUCAAAUUAAUUAGGUAAAAUAAAAUCUAAUCAGCCUGAGCAAAGAGGAAUAAGUACACUCUAGAAUGUGUCAAACCCAGAAAAUUAAAUUCCGCCUUGGGGGAAGAGCUCUCGGUGUGAAAUGAUGACAUCAUCCUGAUGCCAUAUUGCUACAACCCAGGAAGGAGUCAUUUACCUCCUGGGAAAUUUCUUAGCCAUAAAAAUCUCUCCUGUAAUCCACUCUCAGCCGCUAGGCUUCUCCAUCACUGCAAUCCCAAGCAAUUAAUUUCUAUGCCAUAGGUGGAUUUUUUUCCUCUCCUACUCAAGAAAAAUGAAAUGAGCUCUAACCUAAGAUAUUUGAGAUCUUUUUUCGGUUUCCAACCAAUAUCCAAAAAUUACCAGACAAGGCAGAGAUAUUAAGAUUCCUAGAAUUCAAAAUAAUAUUUAAAACUCACCUGUUUGCCCCUGAAAAUCUUAUGUGAAAAUAUGAAUGAAUGAGAGCGCCGAUAAUUAUGGAACCACAGAGUCAAAUUUCAUGUGUAGUGGAAUUAUGAACUCCUUUAUGUGCACUAUGAAUAUUAAUUUAGAAUCAUGUGCCCUUUCUAUAUUGCCCAAACAUAUCAAUAGAAAGAAAUAUAAAUAAGGCAGACAAUAUUCUGUUG
Molecule: messenger RNA, 3818 nt
Organism: Sorex fumeus (smoky shrew)
Lineage: Eukaryota; Metazoa; Chordata; Mammalia; Eulipotyphla; Soricidae
Gene: GAD2
Product: glutamate decarboxylase 2
Exons: 16
Coding region: 421-2178 (585 amino acids)
Biological process (GO): GABA shunt
Cellular component (GO): cytoplasm
Molecular function (GO): glutamate decarboxylase activity; pyridoxal phosphate binding
Source: RefSeq, a predicted model, not a curated record